GCCCACUGCCAAAUCCAGUCGCCAAUUCCCGGCUCUCCCCCGAUGCCGACGCUCCGCAGCGCCACGCUGAGCCCAGCCCCGGCGGCCACCCCCUCCCCGACGGCCGCCACCCCUUCCCCGAAGGCCGCCGCCACCACCCCGAGCAGCGCCGCCAAGCGCCGCAUGACCGCUCGCCGCGCCGCCGAUUCGCCCGAUUCGCCGCAGUUCACCUCCCCCCACAAGUCCCCGCUCGCCGGCUCCGCCCACUUCGGCGCCCCGAAGAUGCUCUCGGCCUCGCCCAAGUCCUCCCGGAAGCGUCUCUACGGCGACCUCGUCCCGGCGGAGAGGCCCAAGUGGAACCCAAGAGAUCCCGCGCAGAUGCAGGCUGUCAAGGAGGCGCUGCACGUGGCCACGACGCCCUCGUGCGGCCUGGUUUGCAGAGACGAUGAGCAAAGGCGCGUGUUCGAGUUCUGCAAGGCGUGUGUCCAGCAGGAGAGGGCAGGGAGUCUCUACGUGUGCGGGUGCCCCGGUACAGGGAAGACGUUGUCAAUCAGCAAGGUCAAGCAGAGCGUGUCGCGCUGGGCUGAUGAGAUGGGAAUGGAGACGCCUGAUGAUUUGUCAAUCAAUUGCACCAACUUUGGUAACACAUCUGACAUUUUUGGCAAGAUACUCGAAAAAUUCCAGGUUCGGAAAAAGGCAGGUGGCAAAUUGUCACCACUUCAGCAACUGCAGCGUAUGUUUUCUCACAAAGAAUCUGCUCCAAGGAGAAUGCUAUUGGUCGUUGUGGAUGAGAUGGACUACUUGAUAACAAGAGACCGGGCUGUGCUACAUGACCUUUUCAUGCUUACCACCCUCCAGUUCUCGAGAUGCAUACUGAUAGGAAUUGCAAAUGCAAUUGACCUAGCAGAUCGGUUUCUUCCAAAGCUUGAAUCCUUAAAUUGCAAGCCACUUGUUAUAACUUUCCGAGCCUAUUCCAAGGAUCAAAUAUCCAACAUAAUUAAUCAUAGGCUAAAGGUUCUUGAGUAUGAUGUCUUCGAGCCAAUGGCCAUAGAAUUUUGUGCUCGGAAAGUAGCUGCAGCCACUGGAGACAUGAGAAAAGCUCUUGGUGUUUGCAGGAGUGCUGUGGAAAUAUUUGAAUCAGGACUACAAGAUUCUUCUGAUAAAGGAGCUGGAGUUGUUACAUUUGACCAUAUGGACAUUGCCUUGUCGAAGGUUUUCAAGCCAGCAGUAGUAAAUAACAUACUAUGCCUUCCCCAACACCAACAGAUGGUGCUGUGUGCACUUGCAAAUACCUUUCAGCAUUCCAGGAAAAAGGCUACUACUCUAGGAGAGCUCAACAAAUCAUACAUAGAAAUUUGUAGAUCGACCCAAGUUCCAGCAGUUGGGAUGCUUGAAUUUUCUAACAUGUGCAUGAUAUUGAGCGAUCAGGGAUACUUGAAGCUAGGGCAAUCCAAAGAAGAUAAGCUCAGAAGAGUAACCCUUCAGAUUGACAUUUCAGAUAUUACUUUUGCAUUUAAGGGUAGCCGAUUCUUUGAGAAGUGCCUUGAGCAACCAAAAUUUUAGUGAGAGCACCAUGCUUCCUAGGAUUUUUUUAAGUAGUGCAAGCUUGUCAAAGUAAGAAGCCCAAAAGGCUCAGGCGCUCUCAUUCAUUGUAUCCAGCUUUUUCAGUCAGUCGUCUGCUGGUUACCAGGGUUGAUUUAUGGAGGAACUCUUUCUUACUGCCGAAAGUGUACAUGCCAUAGAGUUAUCUAGUUGCAAUACAGCUCCUCCAAAAGAUAGUUGAAUUUACUUGGUUUUCAUUUGUGUUUUAUUUGUAGCAAUUGGUCAUGUAGUUAGCCAUUGGUGUACCAAUAAUUUAUUUUAGCUGAGCAGUAAUGCAGAGCUGGGACAUUUUUUUAUUUAAGUUGUCAGAAAUUGUACAUCAGUGAUAAUUGUACUCAGGUGGCUUUCCCCUGUGAGAUGAACAUAAUUUUGCUGUGGAAUGCCUUUA
This is a messenger RNA of Hordeum vulgare subsp. vulgare (domesticated barley), 1969 nucleotides long. Its product is annotated as cell division control protein 6 homolog. The record is from RefSeq and is a predicted model, not a curated record. The coding region runs from base 43 to 1542 and encodes 499 amino acids. NCBI's taxonomy places the organism in Eukaryota, Viridiplantae, Streptophyta, Magnoliopsida, Poales, Poaceae. Gene Ontology annotation, molecular function: DNA replication origin binding; ATP hydrolysis activity. Gene Ontology annotation, cellular component: nucleus. The transcript is spliced from 17 exons. Gene Ontology annotation, biological process: DNA replication initiation; mitotic DNA replication checkpoint signaling; cell division.